Molecule: messenger RNA, 3018 nt
Organism: Australozyma saopauloensis
Lineage: Eukaryota; Fungi; Ascomycota; Pichiomycetes; Serinales; Metschnikowiaceae
Gene: BEM3
Product: Bem3p
Exons: 1
Coding region: 1-3018 (1005 amino acids)
Biological process (GO): regulation of GTPase activity; signal transduction
Cellular component (GO): cytoplasm
Molecular function (GO): phosphatidylinositol binding
Source: RefSeq, a predicted model, not a curated record
AUGGGACCGGAAUUCACCGAAGGGAAUGCCAUCGCAAAGGGCCCGAAAAAACCAAAGCCGGAACGGAAAACAAUCCAAUGCGCGGUUCCGCCCUCCCACCCUGACUUUGACCGGACCAAAUUCUCCGAUCUGGAACUCAUAGAUCUUCUUCUGUUCGAGAAUAAGGAAAACCAAAUCGCGCUCCGAGCCAGUCAGGAACGGGUAAGCGUCCUCGAGGAUUUGCUCCGGCAACAUAACAUUCCGCUUCCGAGUCCCGUCAAGAUUUCCAUCAAGGAGGUCAUCAAAAGCCCGGCACCUGUUGAGGAUGAAGUGCCCCUUAGAUCUGCCAGAAGAAGGCUAGGGUCUGAUGAGGGGGAACAGGCCAUCGAGGAUAGCGUUGACCAGAGUCAUGUGCAGAUACCCACAAAUGCAGACAAGCGUGCGAGCGUUGCGUCCAUCACUUCCAAUGGUCCAAUUGAUGUAGUUGCCGGGAUGCCAAUCUCACUCAAUUUCAAGACAGAGCUCAUGGCCGCAGCGGCGCUCGAGAGCGAUCGUGCCGUUGAGCCUGUCGAGGAUCACACAGACUCUGCAGUUCUUGGGCGAAGCCAUACAGACCCCAUUAAACUGCCAUAUAGCUUCUCCGGCAAGGAAGAGACCAGCCCGGCUCUAGAACAGCAGCAUUCAUAUGAGAACAUUACACCACAGUAUAUAAGUCCAAGCCUAUUGCAAGAGGAGAUCCCGAUCUCUCUCAGUUCACCAGAUGUUCUGAAACGCGCCGUCAAUGCCCAUAGUCCGAAGGCCCAUAGUCUUGCAAAACAGAAUAGCGAUGGCUGCUUCCAAGUCUCUGCUCUGUACAAACCAAGGAUUAGACACCCAAGUAAAACAGAAGUACCCGCACAAGACAAGGUUCCUUCUGAACUACUCAGUCCAUACGGCAACUCCGAAUAUUCGGAAGCAUCCACGAUCGGAACAAGAGGCUCUCUGCGCUCCAGCGCGAGCCACUUCGAUUCCAUGCGGGACAAUAAACUCGGAUCCAAAGUGGUCCCCCUGACGCCGCAUAUACCACAAACUCCAGAUGCCUUCAGUUCCAGUGCCAUGACCCCGAAUCUUUCUCAUUCGGAUGCCGUCACGCUCAAUUCGGGCUCAUUUUUCGACUCGGCAGCGCCAAUAUCGCCCAUACAACGCACUCCAAAGGGACGACACCGCGACUUCUUCAAAAUACCAAACGCUUUAUCCUUUGGAAGUUCGGAAUCCGUUUCGAAUCGCACAAACACUAAUCCUUCCAGCUUCCAAGUUUUGAGUCCGACUCCCGAUGAUGACGAUGUGCCGCUUUUCAUUAAGCCUGAAGAUUUCCACACCAUCCGGAUUAAGGUGGUAAGUACCAUUUCUGUGAACGCUAAAAGAUCUGAUGAUCCAAAUUGCACAUUUUCCAUCAACGACAAGGCCACUGACAAAGAGAUGUGGCGCAUAAGAAAAUCUUACAGCCAAAUAGUCGCUUUUGAUAACGAGAUACGACCGGUUGUCGAGUUUUUUGGUUUGCCCGUUUUGCCGGACAAGUCUUUAUUCAGCUCUUUCACUCCUAGCAAAGUGGACUCAAGGCUUCGCCUUCUCCAGGACUACUUUAAUACCAUAUUUAACAUGCCUCAUAUUCCUCAAAGUGUUCUUUACAGGAUAUGCCGCUACAUUUCUUUGGAUUUUGUCAAUCCACUCGACGACUUCAAGUCUGGCGCUAAGAAGGAGGGAUUCCUCAUUCGCCGUUACAAAGGUUUAGGCACGACAUGGAAAGUCAGGUGGUGCCAAAUUGAGGGUCCAGCCCUAGAGAUAUACGAACUGCCGGGAGGCUCUCUCAUUGAACAAAUCAAGUUGAACGGAUCUCAAAUAGGUCGUCAGUCAUCCGACGUGGUAGCCGAGGAGAGAGGCUACCGCCACGCAUUUCUCGUGUUGGAAAGCAGCAGAAACUCUAAAAUUUCAAACUCACAACCAAAGCAUUUCUUUUGCGCAGAGACAGACGAAGAGCGUGAUAGUUGGAUCGCAGCGAUGGUAGAUUUUACGGAUAAUGAUCCUUUGCAGAACCCGGAGAAUGGUGGCCACAGCACUUCGAAUCUAAAAGCGCUGGAGGAACUGUCAAUGAAUAGAAUGUCUGGCCUAUACAAUCCUGCUCUUGAUGAGAGUGUUCCCUUCGAAGAGCUCAAGGAACCCUCGACCGUGGACCAACGAGAUUUGAAAGAAGAGAAAAAGAUGAAAAAGAGAAGCAUGUUCCAUUUCAGAUCUCGUGCAUUUUCUGACGAGCUGGUUAAACCUGACUUAGGCCAGCCUCUGCCAAUUCCACAGCCUACAGAAAGUAUGCAAACAUACUUGGAUCAGAUGAAUCUUCACGACGAGCCAGUGGUUAGAGUGUUCGGCCACGACUUAGUCGAGGUAUUCAAAUUGUCACAUCAUGAGUUCAAGGGCCUCAAGAUUCCCAGCAUAUGCUACCGUUGUUUCGAUUUCCUUGACAAGAAGGGUGCCAUAUAUGAAGAGGGAAUAUUUAGACUCAGCGGAUCCGCUUCCGCAAUCCGCCAACUAAAACAAAAGUUCAAUGUCUCUUUAGAUGUUGACUUAUUCGAGACUCAGCUCGCGCCGGAUGUCCACACUGUGGCUGGUCUCUUGAAGGCUUACCUCAGAGAGUUACCUAGCCCAAUCUUUGGCGCCCAGACAUACAACGAAUUGCAAAUGUUGAUUACAGAGAAUUCCGGCGUGGUGCCAAACUCCAGAAUAGCCCUCAUGAUCAAAGAACACUUGCGUAGCUCCAGCAGCGUCAACCCGAUCAAUUAUGACUUUUGUGUAGUCAUCUUCGGUUUCUUGAGAUCUGUGAUCAUGCAGAGCUCAAUGAAUCGGAUGUCGUUGAAGAAUGUGUGCAUUGUGUUUGUGCCUACAUUGAACAUUUCUGUGGAGAUCCUCAGCAUGUGUCUCGUUGAUUAUGAUUGCAUUUUUGGCGAUGCUGAGCCCACUCCUGACCACAAAAGAGAAGUACUCGAUCUACAAAUCCCAACUUUUUAG